Molecule: messenger RNA, 1416 nt
Organism: Zasmidium cellare ATCC 36951
Lineage: Eukaryota; Fungi; Ascomycota; Dothideomycetes; Mycosphaerellales; Mycosphaerellaceae
Exons: 2
Coding region: 1-1416 (471 amino acids)
Biological process (GO): positive regulation of mitochondrial translation
Source: RefSeq, a predicted model, not a curated record
AUGAGCCAGAGCAGGCAGUCAGCUGCUACUUGGAUCGCAUUUGGCAGCAUCGUCAAGAGGACGUUGACGACGACAACCCCAAUUCGAAGCUCUCCUCUGUCGUCGCAGUGCAAGCUUCCGCACCACCAAAGCCUCACAUCCACCUCGAGAAAUCCCGCCCGCAAGAUCCCUCGCAACCACUUCACUUCCAACCGAGUCGUACGGCAGGAGAACAAGACUGUCAACGAGAGUGAGAAAUCGACUUCGAAAGCGCUCCCAAAGCGCAACGCUGCCAGCAAACGCGCCACAUCAAACUCUCUCCGAAAAGUCGCGAUUGAGGCGCAACGAUCGAGAGGCUUGAUCAAGAAGAGUGGAAAGACACGUUAUGUCAACCCUGAGGCAGAUACAAAAGAUGUCACGGGGUACUGUGCGGCGGAGACGUACAACUUGAGCACUGCUCGCCAUGCGCUGCAGCGAGAAGGAUAUGAGACGGACCCUCUGAAAACAGGACUACGCGCACAAGUGCUACAUGCUCAGACGCCCAACUUUGUCGUCAAGGAUGACGAAUCCGGCGAAGAACGACCACAAGGUGUAGGCGAUGUCUUCGUCUUCCCCUCAGGAUGCGUCGUCACAUGGAACGUACCCCAAAAAGUAGCCCACACCAUCGUCGAGAGAGUCCUCGUCACCGCAGCCGGCUCCGACAGCCAUCCUGAUAAGAUGGAAAUCGAAGACCUCGAAUACAUCGAAGACCCCUCCCGCGAAACUUCCAAAAUCCUCGGCGAGACCAUCAUCCUCGGCACCAAGCCCAGCGACCACCACUCUCCGGACACCACCACCCUGGAAGACGACUUCUACAAUCGCAGCCCUGAGAUCGACAACAUCCUCGCCAAAAUCGCCUUCUCCUCCGCCCUCGCCCGCAGCACCAAACUCGCCGUCCUCGAAAACGCCCUCUCCCACUACCUCGACACCACCCAGCAUAUCCCAAAAGUCCUCGCUCGCGGAAAAGCGCUCCGCAUCAACCGCCGCCAGAUCCUGCAACGGACGGGAGAACUUCUCGAGAUCCGCUCCCAGCUCAACCUCUACUCUGAAAUCACUGACUCCCUGCCCGACCUCUUCUGGGACUCUCCCCACGAACUUGGGUUAGAGGGGUACUACGAAAUGGUCGGCCGAGCCUUAGAUGUCGGCGUCAGGAUCAAAGUCCUGAACGAGAAGAUGGACUACGCGAGCGAGAUUGCAGCUGUGUUGCGGGAGAGGUUGAGUGAGAAGCAUAGCAGUAUGUUGGAGUGGAUGAUCAUAGGGUUGAUUUGCAUCGAGGUGGGCUUUGGAGUCGUGCACUUGUGGAGGGAGAGCGAGGCGCUGGAGGAUAAGGAUGAUGAGAGGAGAACGAGGGAGUUGUUUGAGGUUUGGUUGGAGAGGGAGCUGAAGAAGGGAAACUGA